Molecule: messenger RNA, 2188 nt
Organism: Gorilla gorilla gorilla (western lowland gorilla)
Lineage: Eukaryota; Metazoa; Chordata; Mammalia; Primates; Hominidae
Gene: LRFN4
Product: leucine rich repeat and fibronectin type III domain containing 4
Exons: 2
Coding region: 1-1908 (635 amino acids)
Biological process (GO): synaptic membrane adhesion; regulation of postsynaptic density assembly; regulation of presynapse assembly
Cellular component (GO): postsynaptic density membrane; glutamatergic synapse; cell surface
Molecular function (GO): protein binding
Source: RefSeq, a predicted model, not a curated record
AUGGCCCCGCCGCUCCUGCUGCUGCUGCUGGCCAGUGGAGCGGCCGCCUGCCCGCUGCCCUGCGUCUGCCAGAACCUGUCCGAGUCGCUCAGCACCCUCUGUGCCCACCGAGGCCUGCUGUUUGUGCCGCCCAACGUGGACCGGCGCACAGUGGAGCUGCGGCUGGCUGACAACUUCAUCCAGGCCCUGGGGCCCCCUGACUUCCGCAACAUGACGGGACUGGUGGACCUGACACUGUCUCGCAAUGCCAUCACCCGCAUUGGGGCCCGCGCCUUUGGGGACCUCGAGAGCCUGCGUUCCCUCCACCUUGACGGCAACAGGCUGGUGGAGCUGGGCACCGGGAGCCUUCGGGGCCCCGUCAAUCUGCAGCACCUCAUCCUCAGCGGCAACCAGCUGGGCCGCAUCGCGCCGGGAGCCUUCGACGACUUCCUAGAGAGCCUGGAGGACCUGGACCUGUCCUACAACAACCUCCGGCAGGUGCCCUGGGCCGGCAUCGGCGCCAUGCCUGCCCUGCACACCCUCAACCUGGACCAUAACCUCAUUGACGCACUGCCCCCAGGCGCCUUCGCCCAGCUCGGUCAGCUCUCCCGCCUGGAUCUCACCUCCAACCGCCUGGCCACGCUGGCUCCGGACCCACUUUUCUCUCGUGGGCGUGAUGCAGAGGCCUCUCCCGCCCCCCUGGUGCUGAGCUUCAGCGGGAACCCCCUGCACUGCAACUGUGAGCUGCUGUGGCUGCGGCGACUGGCGCGGCCGGACGACCUGGAGACGUGCGCCUCCCCGCCCGGCCUGGCCGGCCGCUACUUCUGGGCAGUGCCCGAGGGCGAGUUCUCCUGUGAGCCACCCCUCAUUGCCCGCCACACGCAGCGCCUCUGGGUGCUGGAAGGCCAGCGGGCCACGCUGCGGUGCCGGGCCCUGGGUGACCCCACGCCUACCAUGCACUGGGUUGGUCCUGACGACCGGUUGGUUGGCAACUCCUCCCGAGCCCGGGCUUUCCCCAACGGGACCUUAGAGAUUGGGGUGACCGGGGCUGGGGACGCUGGGGGCUACACCUGCAUCGCCACCAACCCUGCUGGUGAGGCCACGGCCCGAGUAGAACUGCGGGUGCUGGCCUUGCCCCAUGGUGGGAACACCAGUGCCGAGGGGGGCCGCCCCGGGCCCUCGGACAUCGCCGCCUCGGCUCGCACUGCUGCCGAGGGUGAGGGGACGCUGGAGUCUGAGCCAGCCGUGCAGGUGACGGAGGUGACUGCCACCUCAGGGCUGGUGAGCUGGGGUCCCGGGCGGCCAGCCGACCCAGUGUGGAUGUUCCAAAUCCAGUACAACAGCAGCGAAGAUGAGACCCUCAUCUACCGGAUUGUCCCAGCCUCCAGCCACCACUUCCUGCUGAAGCACCUGGUCCCCGGCGCUGACUAUGACCUCUGCCUGCUGGCCUUGUCACCGGCCGCUGGGCCCUCUGACCUCACGGCCACCAGGCUGCUGGGCUGUGCCCAUUUCUCCACGCUGCCAGCCUCGCCCCUGUGCCACGCCCUGCAGGCCCACGUGCUGGGCGGGACCCUGACCGUGGCCGUGGGGGGUGUGCUGGUGGCUGCCUUACUGGUCUUCACUGUGGCCUUGCUGGUUCGGGGCCGGGGGGCUGGAAAUGGCCGCCUCCCCCUCAAGCUCAGCCACGUCCAGUCCCAGACCAAUGGAGGCCCCAGCCCCACACCCAAGGCCCACCCACCGCGGAGCCCCCCCCCCCGGCCGCAGCGCAGCUGCUCCCUGGACCUGGGAGAUGCCGGGUGCUACGGUUAUGCCAGGCGCCUGGGAGGAGCCUGGGCCCGACGGAGCCACUCUGUGCAUGGGGGGCUGCUCGGGGCAGGGUGCCGGGGGGUAGGAGGCAGCGCUGAGCGGCUGGAAGAGAGUGUGGUGUGAUGGACGGGCAGCUUCCUGUGUGCUCCAAGGGAUGAGCCUCGUGGGGCAGAGGGCCCGGGGCGGCCGCCUGGCCUGGGAGUCCCUCCCUCGUUUUUAUUCUCGGUACCUCAGGCUCCCCUGUGUACUGGGCGGGGCAGGGAGCCCUUUCCUCGGUUCUGGCCUCCAGACCAGGGUAAGGGCAGGUCCCUCCAACAGGUGCUCACAGCCACCGAGGCAGGGGCUGCAGCCACCCACUGGGAGUCUUGUUUUUAUUUAUAAUAAAAUUGUUGGGGACACCUCA